Messenger RNA from Toxotes jaculatrix (banded archerfish), 1597 nucleotides. RefSeq names its product claudin-8-like. Gene Ontology annotation, molecular function: structural molecule activity. The record is from RefSeq and is a predicted model, not a curated record. The coding region runs from base 155 to 1246 and encodes 363 amino acids. The transcript has a single exon. Gene Ontology annotation, biological process: cell adhesion; bicellular tight junction assembly. Lineage: Eukaryota; Metazoa; Chordata; Actinopteri; Toxotidae. Gene Ontology annotation, cellular component: bicellular tight junction; plasma membrane.
CCUCUCACAGCACACAAAAUGCAUCAGACGCGAAGAUCCUCACUGCCUUGGACACGUUUGCGACUGAUGUUAUAAUCCAGCAUCUGAAUUUGAUGUCAGCUUGAGCUUUCCUAAUUUUGGAUUUGGACACAGCUGAAUUCUCAUACACUACACAAUGGUUCAAGGUGCUUCAGAGCUUGCCGCAGUGUGUGUCGGCCUGAUUGGGCUGAUCGGGGCGGCGGCUGCUACGGGGAUGCCCAUGUGGAAGGUGACAGCUUUCAUUGGAGCGGACAUUAUUGUGAUGGAAACCCGCUGGGAGGGCUUGUGGAUGAACUGCUACCGACAAGCCAACAUCAGGAUGCAGUGUAAGGUGUACGACUCGCUGCUGUUCCUGCCCCCAGAGUUACAGGCAGCCAGGGGUCUGAUGUGCUCUUCUGUGGCCUUGUCGGGGCUGGGGCUCCUUGUGGCUCUGGCGGGAAUGCGGUGUACUUCCUGUUUUCAGGGUAAUGAAUGGACUAAGACCAUCAUCCUGAUGGUUGCAGGUGUUAUGCAGCUGAUGGCCUGCAUUUGUGUGUUCAUCCCUGUGUCGUGGACGGGUCACGUCAUCAUUACAAAUUUUUACAAUCCUCUGCUAAUUGAUGCCCAGAAGAGGGAGCUGGGAGAGGCUCUCUACAUCGGUUGGGUGUCUGGCGCCCUCCUUUUUGCCUCAGCCAUGUUGUUUGUCUGCCGCCAUUUGCCCUCAGACAAAGGCUCAUUCGAUGUGUACCAUCCAGCCAACUUGCUCAGUUACAAGCCAGCACCCAGAAAGCCAACUCUGAUGAGGUAUAAUCCCAUCUCAAGUGUUCCAAGCCUCCAAUCAUCUGCAUAUCAGCCUUCUCUGCUGAACAAUGGCUCUGUUGGGCCACAACUUGCGAUACCACUGGAAAAUAUCCCUCAAGUAAUGACAAAUGAUGGAGCACCAAUCAACCCUCCAGUUGUCUAUAACCCAGGUCUGCCUGAAAAUGCGCCAUUGUUAUAUCAAGGUAGCCUGGCUCACCACUCCUCCAUACGGAGUUCUAACCAUGUUGGAAGCAUCUAUACUCCGGGGAACUCCUUGUACAUAACCCAAAACACCACGCCAUAUUCACUGGCCUAUACUGGCAAUCGCACUGCGUCCUACCAGUCCAGUUUUCAUCCGGUUCCACACACUCCUAUCUUCAUAGGAUAUAACGCAUCACAAAUUGAACCAGAGACUCACAGUGGGAGCAGUGGUGGUGUAUACAUAUAAAGCUAAAUCAUGAGUGAGUUUUUGUAGCUAAUAAAACUUUACAGACACUAAGCACUAUGCUUAUAUGCUUCAACUGCUGUACAUUAGUGGCAGGGUGAAGGUAAAUUAUCUCGUCUUACAUUCGGAUUAUCCAGAUGCUCAGACUAAAAACGACGUGAAACUUUUUUUCAUUAUUAUUAUUACUCUUAUCAUUUUUAUUGUGCAAAAAAAUAUGUGGAUUACGUGAUCAUGCUGAAUAUAACCAUUGCUGAUGUUAGUGUAAAUAUAGGUGGCAUUGUGCUGUUUUCAUGAAGCCCUGUAAUGGGAGAGAUUUAUGAGAGAUCAUCUAUUAUAUUUUUACAUUUGUUGUGA